Molecule: messenger RNA, 2298 nt
Organism: Paramecium pentaurelia
Lineage: Eukaryota; Ciliophora; Oligohymenophorea; Peniculida; Parameciidae
Source: the annotation of a GenBank genome assembly
AUGUCUGAAUAGGAUGAUAUGUUUGAUUUCGAGAAUUAACAGAAUUGGUAUUCUGCAGAAUAUGAGGUUGAUUAUAAAGAAUCUGAGAAAUAACUAUUAGAAAGAAUAAUAGAGAAGUGCAAUAUGAACUUAUUAAAACGACAACUAGUUUGUUUGUUUGGUUUUCCAACCAUACAAGUAGACAGUAGUCAAAUAUUCUCUUAUCUUAAUGGGAUAAUGGAAUAAAAUGAAAAUGAAUAGAAACGAAUGAUUAGAGUGUUAAUAAGCUUCAUAGGUGAAGUUACCAGCAUAGAAGAUCAAGAGACUAGAUUAUAAACCAUAAGAAAUAGGGUUGAAUAAUUCCUAGCAAUAAAAGGAAUAAAAAUAGAAUGGAGUAACAAGGAAUGGGAAUAGGAAAUCGAAUCACUUUUUGAAUCCCGAUAUUGUAAUCCCUAUUAUAGUAAAAUACCUUAUACUUAGUUUGAAUAUGCUAAUUUCUUUGCUUUGUUAGAGAGUCCAAUGCCUAUGUUUUUGAGGAGUUUACAACAUAAAUGCUUUUGUUAAGUUUAUGAUGCAAAAUCUAUGGAUGAUUUUAAAUAAUUAUGUAACAUCACUGAUUUAAAAAAUGUGAGGAGGAUGAGAAAAUACAUUUAAUCAAUAAUAGAUAAAUUGGAAGAAUUUCGAAAUUUGAUUAUUAUGAUUGAAUCAAAAGAUUAUAAUGAUGGAACUGAUAUAAUUAACAGUUUUAAUUAAUUAUCUGGAGAACUAGAUAAAAUAAUAAAUAUAGAUUUAUAGUUAAGUGAUAAAUAUAGUAUAAAAUAAGAAGAUAGAUUUAGAUAUCUAAAUGAUGUAGAUAAUUAAACUGAAAAGAAUUCAAUAUCAUAUUUAGAAACUAAAACUUCUGCUAAAACUUUUACAACAAUAAAUUAAGGUAGUUUAGAUUGUAGAACUAAAAAGUAAAAGAAGAAAUAAAAAUAGACUGAAAAAUGCUAUUUUCCAUCAACUUUCUUGAAUUAUAUUGAUUCAGAAAAUAAUAUUAGUUAAGAAAACAGUUAAAAUUCAGAACCAAAAAAUGAAGAUCAACUUAUUAUAUAAGAUAAAUUUAGUUUUGAUACUGGAAUUCAUACAUAUUUAGCUAGUAAGUGUAAAUCAAUUGAAGAUAUUUUAAAGAAAAUAGAAAUUUAUGAAAAACAAUAAUUAUGUUUAUAAUUGAUAGGAUUUCCAUCUCCAAAAUUAGAAUAAGAUCGUUUAAAAUUAAUUCUAUCUAGUUAUAAUGAUAUAUAAAUAAAGAAAAAAACAUUAAUUGAAUAAAUUGUUUGUAGCAUUUGGGAAUCAUUAACAAUAAGAGAAAAUCAAUUAAAUAUUAUUGAUUAUGUGAAAAAACAAGCAUAAUAAUAAUUCUCAUCUAUAAAUUUAAAUGUAAAUUAAUAGGAAUUUGAUGAUAUUUUGUUAAAUUGUUAUGAGAAAUAAGCUUCUUUACCAUAUAAUAAAAAUUUUACAAUUUCUUCAUUUUCACUUGAAAAAUUAUCAAAAUUAGUAAAUCGAAAAUUCCCAGAAUCUUUUACAAUUAAUAAUUGUCUAACUAGUAUAUCUGUAUAUUAAUCAAAAAAUAUUAGACCUUUGGUUAAAUCAUUUAAUAGAUAAGAAAUCAAAAAAAUUAGAUUUAUUAGAACAUAUAUUAACGAUAUUUAUUAAAGUCUUGAGAAUUUAAUUUAAUUUAAAAAUAAAAUAAUUAAAACUAAAAUGAAUAAAUUUUUAGAUCAAUGUUAUAUUUAAGAAUUCAAUAAACUUGAAUUAAAUCAUAUAAAUUCAAUAGUAAAUAGAAAAAUACCAUAAUAAUAUGAUUAAAAUUAACAUUGUAUUAUAAUUGAAGAAAAAGACUCUUUAGAUGACUUUUUUAAUUAUAAUCAUAAAAUGAAUCAAAAUGCAAUUGAUAUAGAAAAUGAUAUAUUUUUAGAUGAAGAUUAAGAAGAUAAAUAAGUGUAAUAUAUUCAAUCAAAUAAAAAGGAGUAGUGUGAAAUGAAUAUUAAAUUUGAAUCAUUAACAGGAAUAGAAUAAUCUAAAUAAGAAUUAUUAGAAUAAUAAAAAUUACAAUAAUAAUAAUAAUAAUUUCUACAUGAAGAUUUGAUUUCCCCUGUUUAAAGAAAUUAUUGUCAUGAAUAUCAAUCACCUUGUUUUUUAAAUUCUCCCUGUUUUGAUUUUUGUUCACCUUUAGCAAAAUAAUAAAUAUUUUUUGGUCAUUCUGAAUUUGAUUAAUAAGAUAUUGAAUCACCUGAUCGAAUAAUAUUUUAAUUUCAACCUCCUCAUAAAUCCAAUUGA